GUGAAUAUCCAUAUACUUGGUGUCCCUAUUAUUUACACAUUUUCUUCCCAUGUUAGAGCUCCCAAUAUACCUCAAGCCAUCAAACUUAUCUUCAUUUGUGUGUUUAUCAUGUCUAAUGAAACCUCCAAGAGUGUGUGGUGGCCUCCAGCAGCAUGUGGUGGCCUCCAGCAGCAUGUUUCAUAUACAACACCUCCUGGAGAUAUCAGUGAUACACUCUGUAUUUUGCUUUAUCACCCACUAUCCUCGUUUGGUUCCAUGAUCACAAUAGGUCUGUCCUUUCCGUAACGUCAAAGCCGGUAUCACCUAACGGCAAAUCACAAGUAAAGUAUUGUUGCACAUGGUAUUAGAAAGUUCCCAUC
Babjeviella inositovora NRRL Y-12698 is the source of this 359-nucleotide messenger RNA. RefSeq lists its product as uncharacterized. The coding region runs from base 50 to 259 and encodes 69 amino acids. The transcript has a single exon. Lineage: Eukaryota; Fungi; Ascomycota; Pichiomycetes; Serinales. The record is from RefSeq and is a predicted model, not a curated record.